Cannabis sativa is the source of this 1753-nucleotide messenger RNA. Its product is annotated as protein PLANT CADMIUM RESISTANCE 6. The record is from RefSeq and is a predicted model, not a curated record. The coding region runs from base 404 to 1588 and encodes 394 amino acids. Lineage: Eukaryota; Viridiplantae; Streptophyta; Magnoliopsida; Rosales; Cannabaceae. The transcript is spliced from 4 exons.
CAAAUUUAAUGUCGAUCUCAUUUUUUUUCCCUCAAAAUAUACAGAUCUCCUAAUUAAAGUAAUUAAUUAAAUAUCUAUAUAUUGUCAUUAGAAGUUUUAUUUGCUAUACAUUUUUAUUCAAUUGGACAUAAAAGUAUUGUGUUCAGAAAUAUAAAUUAAUUAAUUUGAAAAGAAUCUUAAAAGCUGGAUUAUAAAUUCUCACCUUUUUUAUAUCUCAACUAGUUUCACUUAUUCCAGCCAUAAUAUUUGGUCUUGCAUUUCCUACUGUCUUUUUUUUUUUUUGAAAAUAAGCGAGACUUUUUAUUCCUAUAUAUGGAAAUGUUAGACACAUUGUGUUUGUCCAAUAUAGGCCUUCAUUCUCUUUCUCUAUCUUAAGAACAGAAAGCAGAGACGUAUUCACAUAAUGGAGGAUCCUUCCCUCAACCAAGAUGAGCAAAGUCAUACACAUAGUGAAUUAGAGGGAAAACGCUACAAUGGACCAAGCCAUGAUGGUAAACAAAAUUAUCAUGAUCAACGCCAACAACAGCAGCCACCAUUCACCACAGAAAACCGUUUGCAUGACCAACUCCCCCCUCCGCCAUCGGAACCUCAACGUCAAUGCUCUUCGGCGCAAACACCAGCACAGGAACAACAACCAAUUCAAUACCAUUUUCAAGCUAACCAAACUCAACCUGCCGGUCCCUCUCAAUUCCCGCAACACAACCCACAACCCAAUUUCAAGUUCCAAAAUGUGCCAAAUCAGCCUGGGAGGACUUUCCCACCUCAAAGCCCACAACCUCAGUAUAAUCAGGUCUCUCAACCCCAAUAUCAGCAUCAGAUGCCCCCAUACCCAUAUCAGCAGCAAAUGCAUCAAUAUCAGCAGCAACCCAACCCAAUAUACCAAAAUGGGGCCCAUCAGCCUCAAGCCUACCCACAACACCCACCACCAUCCCAAAAUAAUAUGGGCCAAGGCCCACCAACAGUGACCUCUCAACAGCCACAACCAGCUAGCCAAACUGCUCCGUCGCCGCUGAACUUCCACCAAGUGAACGGGGGAGGAGCAGCAGGUUUUGGUGGUGGGAUACAGGAAAAUUACCCAAAUGGAGCGGUUGCUCAACAAAAUGGGGCAGGGAAAGGGUUCCCAAUGCAUAAUCAAUUCCAAACUCCACAGCCUUCGUAUGGACAACAGGGGGGUUGGAGUACUGGCUUGUUUGACUGCAUGGAUGACCCAAUGAACGCUGCCGUAACUGCUAUUUUUCCAUGUAUAACAUUUGGCCAAGUCGCGGAGAUCAUAGACAAUGGUGCCACUUCUUGUUCAACUAGUGGAGUGAUGUAUGGAUUGGUGGCAUUUUUUAUCGGAAUACCAUGCAUAAUGUCGUGCACCUAUCGUACAAAGCUGAGGAACAAGUUUGGGUUGCUGGAGACACCUGCACCUGAUUGGGUUACCCAUUUUCUUUGUGAUUGUUGUGCUAUAUGCCAAGAAUAUAGGGAGCUUCAAAUCAGAGGCUUUGACCCUUCAAUUGGAUGGCAAGGCAAUCUUGCAAAAAUGCAAGGAAACCAACAACCACAACAUAUGAUGCCACCAAUGAAUCAACAAAUGAUGUCUUAAUAAAUUUAUCAUUUUUAAAAUAAUUAUUAUGUAAUUGUAUUUUUCAUGCUUGCGAGUUUCCAUUCCAAUGUAAAGACAUUAUUUGUUUUUUUAUUAUUAUUUUUUAAGAAUAUAUUGUUUAAGAUCCUUUUAGUUAUUAGAGAUUUUUUCCCUUUUCAAGUGCAA